AUUAUUUCCUUUAUUUUAUAUCAGCAACAACUUUCCUCCUCUAUAAUCCUUACCCUAAACUAUAGCUUUGAUUCCCUAUUUUAGUUAACAAACAGUCUCCCUAGGAACAAAUUCUCUGGUGGUAGGCCUGGAAGCUGAUUUCAGUCUUCAAGGAAUCAUAAAUUCAUUAGGAUCCUUCUUUAUUCAUAUUGCUCAUAAGUAAUUCUAACAGGAACAAGGAAAAAUAGAGUACAAAACCAUCAUUUGGGGUAAAUUUAAUGAUAAUUCCUGUAUUAGAAAUCAUUGGAACAACACGUAGAAUGAGAAACGUGCCAUAGCAAUGGCACAAGUCAUAAAAAACUCUUCCAGGAUUAGUAGGUUGAGGAUAGGAAAAUUGGGAGUAGAGCUAGACUUGUUGCCCAUAACAAGGCAUGUGGGAGGGAACCUCAAAAUGGUAAUAGGUGAAUAAAAGCUGGAGACUUUUCUGGAAUCCUUAUGGAGAGUAUGUCCUUAGGAAGGAAGUUGCUUGAUGUCCUGAAAAUUCUGGGUGCUUUUCCCCUUGCUAGUAUUGUUGUUCUUCAAUUUUUGCUCUCAAAGAGGACCAAUGACAUCACCCAGUGAUGUCUUGACUUGCACAUCAAUUGGAUAUCAGCAGAGCUGAGCAGUCUUCAGAGUCACUCCCCCUCAGUCAUCAAAGUCCAGUAGCAGGAUAAAAGUCAAGAUGAUUUGAUCCCAAGAUGCAGUGGAUGACUUAAGUGGAGGAAAAGAGGAGACUGCGGCUUACAUUCCAGUCCGGUGACCUCACGGGCUUCUGUCCAGAGUCUCAACCUCUUCCCUGGCGGUAGAACUCCUCCACUUUCAAAAGCUUGAGGGCGUGCCCCCCCCCCCCCUCCCACCGCUACCUCCCCGACAGGUGGGCGUUCCACGGGGGCGGGACUUCGGCUCCAAGGUUCCAAGGAGGUGGGGCCGAGCCCCGGGCGCUGACGUCCCUCAGGGGUCUAAGGAAGAACAGCAGCGCUGGGUCCGCUCUGAAGCUCUCCAGCUCCGGUGCUUGUAGCAGCGGCUGCCCCAGCCCGGGACUGGUUGCUGGGCUGCCGCGGGAAGAUGCGCGCCUGGGGCCCGGCGUGGCUGCUGGGGUGCGCAGCCCUACUAGCCGCUGCUGUCGCCUCUUCCUCCUCCUCCGCUGUCUUGCCUCCAGGAUCUAACAGAAGCAAAGGGAGAAGUUUUAUUGGUCAUAAGAACCCCUCACCAAAUAUCUCAUCCAGUGGGAAGGGAGAAGUUUUGCCGGAGCCAGGAUUCUCUGUGGAUGCAUUUUCUACUGAGAUUCUCACUGGAGGACUGACCACUGUCUUCCUUCCAAUUGUCUAUACAAUUGUAUUUAUCAUUGGCUUGCCAAGCAAUGGCAUGGCUCUGUGGGUUUUCCUUUUUCGAACACAGAAGAAAAACCCUGCUGUGAUCUACAUGGCCAAUUUAGCCUUGGCAGAUCUCUUAUCUGUAAUCUGGUUUCCCUUGAAGAUUGCUUAUCAUUUAAAUGGCAACAACUGGAUUUAUGGGGAAGCUUUGUGCAAGGUGUUGAUUGGUUUUUUCUAUGGCAACAUGUACUGUUCCAUUCUUUUCAUGACUUGCCUCAGUGUGCAGAGAUACUGGGUUAUCAUGAAUCCCAUUGUGCGCUCCAGGAAGUUGUCUAACAUUGCCAUAGGGGUUUCCAUUGGAAUAUGGCUGCUGAUUCUGCUGGUAACCAUUCCCCUAUAUGUCGUGAAACAAACUGUCUAUAUUCCAGACCUUAACAUCACAACCUGCCAUGAUGUUUUGCCUGCUAAUGUGCUGGCGGGAGAUAUGUUCAAUUAUUUCCUCUCUCUGGCCAUUGGGGUCUUCCUGUUCCCAGCUUGUCUCACGGCCUCUGUCUACAUCCUAAUGAUCCGGACACUCAAUUCUUCUGCUAUGGAUGACUCUGGAAGGAAGAGGAGAAGAGCCAUCAAACUCAUCAUCACCGUACUGGCCAUGUACCUGAUUUGUUUCACUCCCAGUAAUGUUUUACUUGUGGUGCAUUAUUUCCUGAUUAGAACCAGAAGCCAGAGCCAGAUCUAUGCUCUGUACAUGGUAGCUCUCUGUCUCUCUACUCUUAACAGCUGUAUCGAUCCAUUUGUUUAUUACUUUGUUUCUCAAGAUUUUAGGGAUCAUGCCAAGAACACUCUUCUUUGUCGAAGUGUUCGGACUGUGAAUAGAAUGCAAGUGUCCCUCACUUCCAAGAAAUUAUCUCGGAAAUCCAGCUCCUAUUCCUCUAGUUCAACCAGUGUUAAGGCUUCUUACUAAUACACCUUUCAUAUCACAUAAAGUAUACUAUACGUUUCAGAAGUGUCUUCCCAUCACAUUCUAUGAUCAGCAGAGAUCAUACUGCAGUUCAGAUGGAGUUUCACACCCAGCGUUUCUAAGUGUUCCCACAUAAAGAAUGGGCUUUCAGUUUAAAUAGACACUUCAUGAUAUGGUAGACACAGGACCUGCUUUUGAAUCUGUCCUAUCACUUAAAAUGUAUGAUUUUUAGGCACGUCAUUAAACCUCUUCUGGCCCUUCAUUUCCUCAUUUAUAAAAUGAGACAACUGGACUAAAUGGUUGCUAUGGUCUCUUCCAGCUCCAAAACAGUGGUUCUAUAUUUUUCCUUUGUAUGCUUCCUUUGCUUAGCCUUCUAACAGCAAUUGUUGAUUUUGAGGGAGAGAAAAAAAAAGGCUAAAAUAUGUAUUUGUAGAUGGCAUCAAAUCAAGUGAUACUGCAUGCUGGAAGUAACUGAUUAUCUAGUUACCUAAAAAUGUAUUCCUUUGCUUUCUGAAUGUUGAUUUUGGAAUUUUAGAGCUGGAAGCUACUUCUUAAUUGACUUUCCCUAAAAUGUUAUCUUAGAAUUAUAGAAAAAAAUCUUAGGGAUCACCUAAUCCAACUCCUUUGUUUCAUAGAUAUCAAAAAUGAGGUCCCAGAGAAAGGAAUUGAUUUUACAAGGUCACCCGACCAGUCAAACGAUUAGGACUACUACUCAGAUUUCCUGGUUCCUAAGCCAGGGUGUCUUUUUUGUCGCCUUGAUGGAUGAUGACAUAAGGACCUGAAUUAAAUUCUUCCUCCUUCACUUUCUCCUUGUGUAACUCCAAGAAAGUCAUUUCAUUUCCUUAGGCCCCAAAUUUUCCAUUGUAAAAUGAUGGUGGUAUACUAUAUGUUCCCCUUCCUAACUCUAUGCUCUGUUUCCAGGGAUUCACUGGUAAAUGUUGAACAAAUGACUCAUUGAAACCAUGUGACACGGUUUAAUCAGUAUUACUGACAUUUUCUCAAUCAGUUUCUGGUAUGGACAAUCAAUGAAAUAAUAAAUCAAGCCAUAAUUUGUAGUGUUUGCCAAUUUCAAGAUGCAAAUGGCGCACAGCUCUUAUGAGCUGAUACAAACUGGCUCAAGUGCAUCCCUGUAUAAUUAAUUCCAUGUGUUUUCUUUUAAUUGGUCUUUUAUUUUUACCAUUAUUAUUCAUAAAGAAAAAGACCGUAAUGAUUUUAAUCUGUAAAUAGCCAUUAACAUAAUUUUUACAUAACUUUAAAAGCAUAUUUCAGGUAUACAUGACAAGAAUUUUUUUCCCUGUAAAUAAGAAACCACAGUUGCACUUAAGAGUUUUUAAAAUUCAUGUUGCAGUAUUUAUUAUCAAAUUUUUCAUUAUUGUCAAAAAUUAAAUUAUAAUAGCCUGAUGAGGUUAUUCUUCAUAGAAAGAGAGAAUGAAUAACAGCAGGCAUUUGUUAAGCACCUCCUAUGUUGUAGGUGCUUAAUGACUAAAAGGAAGUAGACCUUGUUGGGAAGGACCUUACAUUCUGCUGGGUGAGGUGCCACAUUGUACAGUUAUGUUUCAUUAUUUGAGAUGUUAUUGAUUGUAUAUACUUGUAUAGUUCCUUCUAUUAUAAAUAUGCCUAGAAAUUGACUUUUUUAUAGGACCAUUUGAUGACUGUUUUUCAUAACUGUGUAUUUUACACUAUAAUCUCUUGUAAAUAAAACAGCUUGUUUUAUAUAACCU
This is a messenger RNA of Sarcophilus harrisii (Tasmanian devil), 4010 nucleotides long. It is a transcript of the gene F2RL1, whose product is annotated as F2R like trypsin receptor 1. The transcript is spliced from 4 exons. The coding region runs from base 1084 to 2292 and encodes 402 amino acids. Lineage: Eukaryota; Metazoa; Chordata; Mammalia; Dasyuromorphia; Dasyuridae. Gene Ontology annotation, molecular function: thrombin-activated receptor activity. Gene Ontology annotation, cellular component: membrane. Gene Ontology annotation, biological process: phospholipase C-activating G protein-coupled receptor signaling pathway; positive regulation of Rho protein signal transduction; thrombin-activated receptor signaling pathway. The record is from RefSeq and is a predicted model, not a curated record.